Messenger RNA from Thunnus maccoyii (southern bluefin tuna), 2115 nucleotides. RefSeq names its product putative gonadotropin-releasing hormone II receptor. The coding region runs from base 459 to 1739 and encodes 426 amino acids. The record is from RefSeq and is a predicted model, not a curated record. The transcript has 4 exons. Gene Ontology annotation, biological process: G protein-coupled receptor signaling pathway. Gene Ontology annotation, cellular component: membrane. Gene Ontology annotation, molecular function: peptide binding; gonadotropin-releasing hormone receptor activity. Lineage: Eukaryota; Metazoa; Chordata; Actinopteri; Scombriformes; Scombridae.
UCGAUUUAUUUCUCCCACAUUUAGAACAAUAUUGGUGUUUUUUUGUUUUUGCCUUGUUGUGAUCAACAAUUGUUGUUUAUCCGCCUAUUCCACGUGUUUCUUUUCUUUUUUUCUUCUAUCCUUACAAAUAUGUCAGUGAAUCUGGAGUUGCGUCGAGGUCCGACCACACCCCGGGGGGAUGAUCUUACACGGCUCUAAUGGUUAAAGGUGGAGCGGCUUUGCGCGCAGGACGCACCGGAUGCGGCCAAAGGAGCUGGACAGCAGGUGUCGGUGCACCUAAUUUACAGUUCAGUUGCUUUCCUAUUGAAUCCAAACGAACCCUAACAUCAACGAAGCUUUCUUCCUGCUGUGCUUUUUUAAUACUUGGAGACUUGGAUUCAUUCUUCUUCCACUGCACAUAAACCGCUGACCGUCAUGGUGGAUGAGCAGAAUAUUACUUCCUCUGCGUGCUUCAGCAAAUGAACGCCACUCUCUGUAACUCUGCAGUGACCAUGUAUCACCUGACUACUGACUAUGAACUUAACGCCAGCUGCAACUGCUCCUCGCCCCCCUACAACUGGACGACGGGGGGCAAUGCCCUGCAGCUGCCCACUUUCACCACGGCAGCCAAAGUCCGAGUGAUCAUUACUUUCAUUCUCUGUGGCAUCUCAGCCUUUUGCAACCUGGCUGUGCUGUGGGCGGCGCACAGCGAUGGCAAACGUAAAUCCCAUGUCAGGGUGCUGAUAAUCAACCUGACGGUGGCUGACCUGCUGGUGACCUUCAUCGUGAUGCCUGUGGAUGCUGUGUGGAACAUCACAGUCCAGUGGCUCGCUGGGGACUUUGCCUGCAGACUAUUGAUGUUUCUUAAGCUGCAAGCAAUGUACUCCUGCGCCUUUGUCACUGUGGUGAUCAGUUUGGAUAGGCAGUCAGCCAUCCUCAACCCCCUGGCUAUCAAUAAGGCCAGAAAGAGGAACAGAGUCAUGCUGACUGUGGCGUGGGGUAUGAGUGCUGUGCUGUCGGUCCCUCAGAUAUUCCUUUUCCACAAUGUGACCAUCGUCCAACCCCAGAACUUCACUCAGUGCGCCACGCAAGGAAGUUUUGUCAGUAAAUGGGAUGAAACGGCCUAUAACAUGUUCACUUUCUCCUGCCUGUUCCUGCUGCCACUGGUCAUCAUGAUCACCUGUUACACCAGGAUCUUCUUUGAGAUCUCCAAGCGACUGAAAAAGGACGACUUAUCCUCAAACGAAGUGCAUUUGCGGUGUUCGAAGAAUAACAUUCCCAGAGCACGGAUGAGAACUCUGAAAAUGAGCAUUGUGAUAGUUUUGUCUUUCAUUAUCUGCUGGACUCCAUACUAUCUGCUGGGCCUGUGGUACUGGUUCCUCCCUGAUGACCUGGAAGGAAAGGUCUCCCACUCAUUGACCCACAUCCUGUUCAUCUUUGGACUGGUCAACGCCUGCCUGGACCCAGUCAUCUAUGGUCUGUUCACCAUUCGCUUUCGAAAGGGGCUCCGGAGGUAUUACUGCAAUCCUCCCGCGACAUCUGAUCUGGAUAAUAACACGGUAAUAACUGGAUCUUUCAUCUGCGCCACCAACUCCUUCCCACUGAAGAGAGAGGUGAGCCCUGCCAGCCAGGAGAGGUUCAUGUUGUGCAGUGAUAAUCACAGCAAAGCGGAGUCCAUGUCGCCAAGAAGCAGCUUUUUAACAGCGGACAAUGAUGCAAAGAGUGAUCCCAACCAGUCCAACCCUGAUAUUAUCAUAUGAGGAGAAUACAAGGUGGAGGCUCUCUGACAAUUUUUACUACUGUUGAAUAACUUUUUCAUUUAUUCUGUGUCUGACUGAUGUGUGGGGUCCUUGAUUCUUUAAAUAUAUAAUGUAAAUAAAUAAUGUGUCACUAUGGCUUACUUUACAAAACUUUACAUGCCUCUGUACAAACCACAAAGACCAAAAAUCAUGACAGCCAUUAAUUGGAAAAUACAGAACCUUAGAUUUAGGGAUUAGGGAACUUCAUAAAGUAAAUACACUUAUUGUACUACAUGGACAUAUCAUACAAACAUCAUACAUGGACUUAACAUGAGCGUCUGUUAACAAGGAAUGUUUAUUGUAUGUGCUCUGUAAAUUGUAAUGUGGUUAUCUUGAA